CUUUGGCUGUGUGCCACCUCUAUGUACAGAUUGCUUGUGAUGAUGAUGAUGAAUUUGCGUGUGAUACGUUUAAUGCACCUCAGUUAAAUUAAAGUAAACACGUGUCUCUGGGGACCAGGGCUGCGGUGGGAAGCCCCAUGACGGGGUUAAAGGUACAGGAGCGUGGGUCAGCUGAUGCGUAGCGUCACGUAGUGAGCGCUGGUGGGGCGGGAGGAGGCUGGUCCUCUCUCUGAGCUCCCGGCUGCAGCUUCCUGCCCGCUGCUGCUGCUGCUGCGGACAAACUGCUGAUUGUCAUCACCGAUCAUGUCCCUCGCUCUCCGUCUGGCCCUGACGGCAGGAAGUUAGCCUCGUUCCCUCCUGACAGCCCCAUCCCCUAGGCUGGCUCUGUGAAGCCCACACCGGCAGAGGAGGCCCCUCUGCGCCGCUGCGCUCCUGCUCAUGGAGGCCCGGGUGGUGGAGGAGCUGGAGCCGAUGGACGAGUCCCUGCCUCUGCCCACCCUGAGCCCCGCCGUGCCUCCCUACGUCACCCUGGGAUUGACGGUGGUCUACACGGUCUUCUACUCGCUCCUGUUCAUCUUCGUGUACGUGCAGCUGUGGCUGGUGCUGCGCUACCGACACAAGCGCCUCAGCUACCAGACGGUGUUCCUGUUCCUGUGCCUGCUGUGGUCGGCGCUGCGCACUGUGCUCUUCUCCUUCUACUUCAGGAACUUUGUCACGGCCAACACUCUCGGACCCUUCCCCUUCUGGCUGCUCUACUGCUUCCCUGUCUGCCUGCAGUUCUUCACCCUCAGCCUCAUGAACCUUUACUUUGCUCAGGUUGUUUUCAAGGCAAAGUCGAAAUAUUCACCCGAGCUUUUAAGAUACAGGCUGCCGCUGUACCUGCUCUUCCUGUUCAUCAGCCUGGUGUUUCUAGUGGUGAAUCUCGUGUGUGCCCUGCUGGUGAGGAUGUCCUCCACAGAGGCCCACACCAUCGUGCUCGUGAGGGUCGCAAUCAACGACACGCUCUUCGUCCUGUGCGCCAUCUCGCUCUCCCUGUGUCUUUACAAAAUCGCCAAGAUGUCGCUGGCCAACAUUUACCUUGAAUCCAAGGGGACGUCAGUGUGCCAGGUGACGGUCAUUGGCGCCAUCGUCAUCCUCCUGUACUCGUCCAGGGCCUGUUACAACCUGGUUGUCCUGGGACUCUCCAACAAGAGUAUCACCUCGUUCGACUACGACUGGUACAACGUUUCAGACCAGGCAGAUUUACAGUCCACUCUGGGCGACACUGGCUACAUCGUCUUCGGAGUGAUCUUGUUUGUGUGGGAGCUGCUCCCCACCUCCCUCGUCGUUUUCUUCUUCAGAGUUCGACAUCCUAACCUAGACAGGAGCGGCUCUGGGCUUCCUGGUCACGUCUUCUCCUCCAGGGCUUAUUUCUUCGAUAACCCUCGACGUUACGACAGCGAUGAUGAUCUGGCGUGGAGCGUCAUGCCUCAGAACAUCCAAGCCAGCCUGGCUGCGGACAGUUACGAGUGGGGGAGCCAAAGCAGCAGCAUCAGCGCCUACAUCGGAGGAGAUGAAAGUUACCACCUCCCUCCACCUCCAGAGGAGCUCAGCCAUUACUGACUGGAGUUCACAGCGACUCCUGACCUUUCUUUCUUUUUGUAUAUUUUUGCACAAUCUUAAUGACCGAGGCACAUGGGGCUGGACUUUGCCCUCGACUUCAUACUUUCAGUUUUUUAUUUUGUCUAGAGAAGAACUAACAGACUUAUAUGAAGGUCCACUGAUGGGGCGUUAAUUUUGCACACUCCUUAUACAAAGUCUGAUCUAAUUCUGACUGCUCUUUAACAUUUUACAUUGUAUAGUUUGUAUUGAAUACUGCUUAAUAUAUUUCCUGGCCUUUGUAAUAUGAAGUGUAUUACUAUUUUAUGUCUAUGAACAUGUUUUUUUUCAUACAGAUUGUUUAUAUAGAGAAGAUAUUCAUGUAAUUCAUAUUAAAAACAUUUAAAUGUGAAAAUGUACUUAACUGUUAACAUUUCUCCAGAAAUAAUGAUAAACAUUGUUCAUGUUUAAGAAUUAAUCAACAGAUUUCACUUUCCACGCACAUACAUUCUCAUCAACACACAUACUGUAUAUAAAUACAUAUAUAUAAAUAUUUUGUGCACACACACUAUUUUUAACUAUAACUACAAGCAUUAAUCGUAACGAUAGCUUUAACUGUGGUUCAGAGUUGGACAUAAGAAGCUCAAACCUUCUGACAAGGAACAUUCAUUAUAAGAAAAAGACGGUGAAUUUAUUUCUCAGGUCUCCGCAUUUUAUUGAUGAGUUGUUUUCAUUCUAAGAGCACUAAUCACAUUAUGUGCUAUGGACAUUCACAGCAGUUAAUACUUUAAAGUUUAGCAAGGAGCCGGUUGUUUGGUUACUAAACAGGAAGAUCCUCACUGUGUGUCUGCGUGUUUAGUGAUUGUCUAGGAAAAAGUCUGUAUACGUUUAAAACAUUUUUUAAAAUUUAAAUAUUAAAUCAAAGACUGAAAAUGACAAGUCUGGAAAAUCACUUGAAACUGUUUAUGCAAUAACCUCAUGGUUGAUAGUGUCAUUUAGCUUCUGAUCAAACUAUCCAGCUAAUUAUUGUAAGUAUGAUGAUCACACAUGUGUGUUCGUGAGAUAAUACUGGUUGUCUAACAAAUGUGUUUUUCUGAAUGUGAAGUAUCUCAUUUUCUCAAUUGAUUGUAUUUCUCC
Messenger RNA from Paralichthys olivaceus (Japanese flounder), 2715 nucleotides. It is a transcript of the gene gpr137ba, whose product is annotated as G protein-coupled receptor 137Ba. Gene Ontology annotation, biological process: negative regulation of osteoclast differentiation; negative regulation of bone resorption; positive regulation of TORC1 signaling. The record is from RefSeq and is a predicted model, not a curated record. Gene Ontology annotation, cellular component: lysosomal membrane. NCBI's taxonomy places the organism in Eukaryota, Metazoa, Chordata, Actinopteri, Pleuronectiformes, Paralichthyidae.